Messenger RNA from Salarias fasciatus (jewelled blenny), 3949 nucleotides. It is a transcript of the gene pde4d, whose product is annotated as phosphodiesterase 4D, cAMP-specific. Gene Ontology annotation, biological process: signal transduction. The transcript is spliced from 15 exons. The coding region runs from base 1437 to 3851 and encodes 804 amino acids. NCBI's taxonomy places the organism in Eukaryota, Metazoa, Chordata, Actinopteri, Blenniiformes, Blenniidae. Gene Ontology annotation, molecular function: 3',5'-cyclic-nucleotide phosphodiesterase activity. The record is from RefSeq and is a predicted model, not a curated record.
CAGCUUUUGGCUUUAAGCACUCACCGGUGACAAACAAAAUGCAAGGUGAGCUAAUUUAAAAGUAGGCAGCACAUUGUGUGGUGGAGGUGACUCCCGCCGCAUGCUGUCCUCUCUCUCACCUUCUUUAGAGACAAAGCAGUCGGGGAAUGAAUAAAAUUAAUCAGACUAAAUUUCUCUUCAUCCUUGCUCUUCUGCACGUUGUUUGCAGUGCAUUCUGGAUGGGAGUUCUUUUAAGCUGCCUGUCUGAGCAUGCCUUUCACGCAUGUCUUUUUGUUUGGUCACAAUGUGUAUAAUACUGGAUCCAUACUUAGCUGUCACUUCUCUUUUCAGUCUUGUUUCUGAGGAGAUUACAUUUAAGCUGUUAUCGCAAGAGAGACUGCAUUCCCCUCACUGUUAGCUUCCUGAGUAAUGGGCCUGAACUGCACAGGAAGUGCAGGGAGAGGAAGGAAAGACAGCAGUCUUCCUCCAUAGCUUCCUUUCUGUGGAAACAAAGGUGCAUGUCUGCACCCCUCUGCACCCAGUAGACAUCGCAUUGCAAUAUCUCUGUUUGAUACCUGGAGGUGAGCUUGCUUUUUACCUGCAGAUUGCAUAAUACUUCUACCCUGUUUAUAAGACUGCAAAAACAUUUAGAUGAAAAAAAAAAAAAAAAAAAUCAUAUCCUAGUUUAGUUCUGUGAAAUGGCCACCUGGCUUUCUGCACAUUCCCACCUCCUGCUUCUCACUCUUGAAGGAUUUCGGGGGAGGUCCUUUGGGUGGGUCCCUCAUGUUUAAUGCAUAACCCUGUUCCCUAUAUCCCGUUGACGCCAGUGCCUGGAAGGGACAUGAGAGUCGGAGGAUCUGUGAAAGCCACGUCUGGUUGCUUUUUUACGCGUUGUGGUGCGUCAAGUUGAGUGAGAGAGAGAGAGAAAGAGAGGAGGGGGGGUUUCUGCAGAAGUUUGCAACACUGGAGAGGAGCCAUCCGCUGGUCUGGACCGUCCUGAUCAGCUGGACACCUCGCACCGCUGCAGCAAUACAAGCACCUUGCAGAGAUGGGUGUGUGCGGAGAGAGCGGACGGCACCGUGAAACCGGACUCCAACAGUUUUCUCCUCGUGGCUUUGACUCGGGGACACUUCCCCUGCAGUCCUAGAGGUCUUCCCCGUGACGCGUAAAUGGAUACAUGUCAGCCUCAGUCCCUUCGCUUUUUGCGCGGCGUUGUUGAAGUUCAAGGAGUUAAACUCAUUACGUGAAGCACACUGAGUAACCCGGAGAGAGGACAAAAAUAAAUAAAAAAAAAGUUCUGGGAAUACUUCUAUUUUUAAACACCUGAGCUGAAAGUGAAAAACCCUCCAUUUAAUAAAAAAUAAACGUCAUUAGUAGCUUCCUAACUCGUGCGUUUCUGCAAAUUUCUCUAAAACAAAUAAACAUAAAACGUAAACAGCAGCGUGGAGGCGUGGAGGAUGGACCCUGCCUGCGGGAAAGUGGGGACGGCGUCUUUGGUCGCCGGCGGCGGAACCGGCGUGAGUGCAAAAGCGCCCAAACAUCUGUGGAGGCAGCAGAACCAGGCGACGCUCUCUCCGCUCCAUCACGCGCUGGUAGUGCGCAAGAACGACCGCGUGAGACAAAGAGGCUUUUCGGACACCGAGCGAUACCUCAACCCGAGGAACAUGGACCGGACUUACGCAGUGGACACGGGGCACCGACCCGGACUCAAGAAAUCCAGGAUGUCGUGGCCGUCGUCCUUUCAAGGUCUUCGACGUUUCGACGUGGACAAUGGCACCUCAUCAGGUCGAAGCCCCCUGGACCCCAUGGCCAGCCCGGGCUCUGGCCUCAUCCUCCAGGCCAACUUUGUACACAGCCAACGGAGAGAGUCGUUCCUCUACCGCUCCGACAGUGACUACGACCUCUCGCCCAAAUCUAUGUCCCGAAACUCCUCCAUUGCCAGUGACAUUCAUGGUGACGAUAUGAUUGUAACGCCAUUUGCACAGGUUCUUGCAAGCUUGAGAACUGUUCGAAACAACUUUGGUGCAUUAACUAAUCUACAACAAGACAGAGCAUCCAAUAAGAGAUCACCCAUGUGUAACCCACCACCUAUUACCAAGACCACUUUCACAGAGGAGGCCUACCAGAAACUGGCCACUGAGACCCUGGAGGAGCUGGACUGGUGCCUGGACCAGCUGGAGACGCUGCAGACAAGACACUCUGUCAGCGAGAUGGCCUCCAACAAGUUCAAAAGGAUGUUGAACCGGGAGCUGACUCACCUGUCUGAGAUGAGCCGCUCUGGGAACCAGGUGUCUGAGUUCAUCUCCAGCACCUUCCUGGACAAGCAGCACGAAGUGGAGAUGCCGUCCCCUCAGACUCAGAAAGAGAAGGAGAAGAAGAACAAGCCCAUGUCCCAGAUCAGCGGGGUGAAAAAGCUGCAACACUCCUCCAGCCUCACAAACUCUAACAUCCCCCGAUUCGGGGUCAAGACCGAGACGGAGGACGAGCUCGCCAAGGAGCUGGAGCAUGUGAAUAAAUGGGGCCUUAAUGUUUUUAAAAUCUCAGAAUUUUCUGGGAAUCGGCCACUGACAGUCAUGAUGUACACAAUAUUUCAGGAGAGGGACUUGUUAAAAACAUUUAAAAUUCCACUUGACACCUUUAUAACAUACCUGAUGACCUUAGAAGACCAUUACCAUGGCGAUGUGGCCUACCAUAACAACAUCCAUGCUGCUGACGUCACCCAGUCUACUCACGUGCUGCUAUCCACCCCCGCCCUCGAGGCUGUGUUCACAGACCUCGAGAUCCUAGCUGCCAUCUUUGCCAGUGCAAUUCACGACGUGGAUCAUCCCGGAGUCUCGAACCAGUUCCUCAUCAACACCAAUUCAGAGCUGGCGCUAAUGUACAAUGACUCGUCAGUGUUGGAGAACCACCACCUCGCCGUCGGCUUCAAGCUCCUGCAGGAGGAGAACUGUGACAUCUUCCAAAACUUGACCAAAAAACAAAGACAAUCACUGCGAAAAAUGGUCAUUGACAUUGUGCUAGCAACCGAUAUGUCCAAGCACAUGAAUCUAUUGGCUGAUCUGAAAACAAUGGUGGAAACCAAGAAGGUGACCAGCUCUGGUGUCUUGCUGCUGGACAACUACUCCGACCGGAUACAGGUUCUCCAGAACAUGGUUCACUGUGCAGACCUGAGCAACCCCACCAAGCCUCUGCAGCUGUACCGGCAGUGGACGGACCGCAUCAUGGAGGAGUUCUUCAGCCAGGGAGACCGAGAGCGGGAGAGGGGGAUGGAGAUCAGCCCCAUGUGUGACAAACACAACGCCUCGGUGGAAAAGAGCCAGGUUGGCUUCAUAGACUAUAUCGUCCACCCUCUGUGGGAGACGUGGGCUGACCUGGUCCACCCGGAUGCGCAGGACAUCCUGGACACGCUGGAAGACAACAGAGAGUGGUACCAAAGCACCAUCCCCCAAAGCCCCUCGCCCGCGCUGGACGAGCCCGAGGACGGCACUCGGCCCCCAGGAGGGGACAAGUUCCAGUUCGAGCUCACCCUGGAGGAGGACGGGGAGUCGGACACUGAGAAAGACAGCGGGAGCCAGCCCGAGGAGGAAGAGGAGGAGGAGGAGGAGGAAAACAGCUGUACUGAUUCGAAAACACUUUGUACACAGGACUCUGAAUCGACAGAGGUCCCUUUGGACGAACAGGUCGGGGAGGAUGAAGAGGAGGAGGAGGAGGAGGUGGCGGCGGCAGCGGAGGAGGAGGAGGGGGAGGGGGGAACCCCCUUCAAACAACCGUGUGUUGUAGAGGAAGAGGUAGCAGAGGAGGAGGAGGAGGCGGAGGAGGCGGAGCAGCAGGAGGAGGCGGAGCUAGAGAAGGAGAAAUCCUCGGACACAUAGCAGUUCAGGGGCCGCCUCUGAUGAACUGUUCUUCUUAGUAAUGACAGAUGAUUAUUUAUAGAAUAUUUUCUGGGUUUAUGUGAAAUCUGUCUGUUUUU